GCGCGGCUGAGGGCGCACGGUCGCGCCCAUUGCCUCCCCUCCAGCCCUCCGGUUCCACCGCCUCUGGGGUCACCUGGGACCCGGGCCCUCGCCGGGCCGAACGCCGCCAGCGCUGCAGGCGCAGCCCGGAGGCCGCGCGGAACCUGUUGUUAGGGUAAGCACCCACAGUCCCAGCUCCAACCCCAGAGAUGCAGAUCUGUGGAUCCAACGUAGCAUCUGUAGCAGCUGGGACAUUAUUCCAGGUUUUGGGUGCGGUAAUGGAUCUGAAGAUGGCAGUCAGGGUGCUUUGGGGUGGCCUCAGCCUGCUCCGAGUGCUGUGGUGUCUCCUUCCGCAGACGGGCUAUGUGCACCCAGAUGAGUUCUUCCAGUCACCUGAGGUCAUGGCAGAGGACAUCCUAGGCAUUCAGGCCACCCGGCCCUGGGAGUUUUACCCCAGCAGCUCCUGCCGCACAGUGGUCUUCCCCCUACUGAUCUCUGGCUCUACCUUCUGGCUGCUCAGGCUCUGGGAAGAGCUAGGCCUGUGGCCUGGCCUGGUGAGUGGCUAUGUGCUGCUAGUGGGGCCCCGACUCCUCCUCACUGCCCUCUCCUUUGCCCUGGAUGGGGCGGUAUACCACCUGGCCCCGCUGUGGGGGGCAGAUCGCUGGAACGCCCUGGUCCUGCUGUCUGGUUCCUACGUCACCCUGGUAUUCUACACAAGGACCUUCUCCAACACCAUCGAGGGACUGCUCUUGGCGUGGCUGCUGGUGCUGGUAUCCUCCCAUGUUAUGUGGGGCCCCACACCCAAGGAGCCUGCGCUGGAUUCAUGGUGGCACAGCUGGCUUCUUGGAGCCAUCAUGGCUGCUGGCUUCUUCAACCGGCCCACCUUUCUGGCCUUUGCUGUGGUCCCACUCUACCUCUGGGGCACUCGUGGAGCCACAAACCCUGGCUUGAAGUCCCUGACCCGAGAGGCUCUGCUGCUGCUGCCAGGGGCGGUCCUCACAGCAGCGGUGUUCGUGGCUAUGGACAGCUGGUAUUUCUCCAGCCCCACUACAUCCAGUACCCUUGUCCUUACACCCGUCAACUUCUUACACUACAACCUGAAUCCCCAAAACCUGGCAAGGCAUGGCACACAUGUGCGGCUCACUCACCUGGCAGUCAACGGCUUCCUGCUCUUUGGGAUGUUGCAUGCCCAUGCCCUGCAAGCUGCGUGGCAGCAGCUGCAAGUCUGCCUUCAGACCUGUGCACAAAGGAGCCUUCUGAGGGCGCAGCGUGCCCGGAGUCUGCUGUCCAGCGCCAGGUCGUAUCUCCUUUUCCUCUACUUCACACCCCUGGCCCUGCUGUCUGCCUUUAACCACCAGGAGGCUCGGUUCCUGAUUCCCCUCCUGGUCCCCCUAGUCCUGCUUUGUAGUCCACAGACCCAACCUGUGCCUUGGAAGGGUACCAUGGUCCUCUUCAAUGCCCUCGGUGCCUUCUUCUUUGGCUGCCUACAUCAGGGGGGCCUGGUGCCCGGCCUGGAGUACCUGGAGCAGGUGGUCCACGCCCCUGUGCUCCCAAGCGUGCCUACCCACUACACACUCCUCUUCACCCACACUUACAUGCCUCCACGGCACCUCCUACACCUCCCAGGCCUGGGUGCACCAGUGGAGGUGGUGGACAUGGGUGGGACUGAGGACCGUGUCCUGUGCCAAGCCCUGAAAAGCUUUACCAGACAACCAGCCUGCCAAGUGGCCGGCGGGCCGUGGUUCUGCCGCCUCUUUGUGGUGACCCCUGGCACCACCAGGCAUGCCGUGGAGAAGUGCAGCUUUCUUCUCAAGAAUGAGACUCUUUUAUUUCCCCAUCUGACCCUGGAGGAUCCACCAGCCCUGUCCUCCUUGCUGAGUGGGUCUUGGAGGGACCAGCUCAGUCUUCACAUCAUGGAGCUGGGGGAAGAAACCUGACAACAUGGCAGAGCAACCGCUGCCCAAGGUCCAGCUGUAGAAGAUGCCGCUCCACCUUCUACUUGGGUAGCUGGGCUGGGACGCUGGGACAGAACCCUGGUUCUCCUUCACAACUCCCACUGCUGCCUUUCCUGAACACGGCCCUUGGCUGUUCUGCCUUCUGGGUGAGCUGGCACUCUUCUGCCUGAGACCAAAGAUCUGUCAGUCUUGAUGUCAAGGUCCCCAAAGAACCUGGUGUAAGCGAUGGCACCUGUUUCUGCCCUAUUGCUUCCAGCCACUGUGAUGUCCAAAAUAUAUAAUAGCACCUGGUUGUAAAAAAACAAUGAACUGCUAGUGACCUUCCUGAAUUACCGCUCCCAAACUUUCCAUGAUGCCUUACCUCUUGCUGUCAUAACAACCCUCUGGCUUCCUAAGACUGAUCUGGUUAUCCAAAUACGUGGAAGUCAGUGUGAUGAAGUAUAGAGAACGGAUGGACCAGUUCCAGGGGACCCAAGCGCUAGUCCCUUGAUCUGUUACUCACUGUGAGUGGAAGAGAAAGCUACUUCCACUCACCUGCCCCACUUCCAAAUAUGUUGAUCCACAUCAGAGGAUCUUUGCCAGCUAACAUUGUGUCAUUCCUGGAGACCACAGGCACAUCUUUCACAAAGCUCUUUAAGCACGGAAGUGGGGCUGUGUUGUACUUCAUGGCACCCGGAUGCCUGCUGUCUCAGUGUUUGGUUAUUAUGCAAACAAGUGAUGUUUGAAAUAUAUAAUAGCACCUAGAGAUUUUCUCCCU
Molecule: messenger RNA, 2691 nt
Organism: Callithrix jacchus (white-tufted-ear marmoset)
Lineage: Eukaryota; Metazoa; Chordata; Mammalia; Primates; Cebidae
Source: RefSeq, a predicted model, not a curated record